This is a messenger RNA of Salvia splendens (bonfire salvia), 941 nucleotides long. RefSeq names its product TSET complex member tstD. The record is from RefSeq and is a predicted model, not a curated record. The coding region runs from base 130 to 618 and encodes 162 amino acids. Gene Ontology annotation, biological process: retrograde vesicle-mediated transport, Golgi to endoplasmic reticulum; intracellular protein transport; intra-Golgi vesicle-mediated transport. Lineage: Eukaryota; Viridiplantae; Streptophyta; Magnoliopsida; Lamiales; Lamiaceae. Gene Ontology annotation, cellular component: COPI vesicle coat. The transcript has 6 exons.
CAUUGAUACGCUGGGAUCCCGUUUCAUCUUGGCCCCCUCCCAUCUCCAUAACCACUAAUCAGCAAUCCCUCGUGCUACUAUAUUCAUCUUCUCACGCACAAAAUCGAGUUGUUCACAAAUUUCGAGACCAUGCGUACGAAAUUGCAGCUUGAUCGGCUACCAGCAGAGAAGAAAAUGUUGCUCGCCGUCCUGAUCGCAAAUUCAGAAGGCAAUGUUCUUGUCGAACGUUUUAACGGUGUUCCAGCAGAGGAACGUUUACAUUGGAGAUCUUUCUUAGUGAAACUGGGAGUGGAUAAUCUUAGAGGAGUCAAGAAUGAGGAGCUCCUAGUUGCUAAUCACAAGUCUGUGUAUAUUGUAUACACAGUGCUUGGUGAUGUCAGUAUAUUCGCUGUUGGCAAGGAUGAAUACGACGAACUUGCCUUGUCAGAAGCUAUCUUUGUUAUAACGUCAGCCCUGAAGGACGUAUGUGGAAAGCCUCCAACUGAACGCCUUUUCCUUGACAAAUAUGGUAAAAUAUGCUUGUGCCUGGAUGAGAUUGUCUGGAAGGGUCUGUUGGAGAACACGGACAAAGACAGAAUGAAGCGACUUAUACGGUUGAAACCACCAACUGACUUCUAAUCGCCAAACGACCUGCAUUCUUUUCCCCGGUGUACAAAGGAGAACGACCUUUCUUCUUGCUACAAUUCCUGCGUGGAAAAUGCACCAUCAUUGGUUUGUCUCGUAAUACUCUCUACAGAUUGUUUAUUUGGCUGUAUUCGUGUGGUUGUAGCUGUUGUUGCAUAAUAGGAGUAGUUUCUUCUUCUAUUAUUACUUUACUCUAGCUAUACCUCUGAUUUUGUUGAAGCUUGCAAGUUUCUACAAAGAAUUUAUGGCAUUUCAAGUGUUUGGGCUUGCUUUUGAUUGCCUUGACAUUGUUACAUUUAUCUUUUGGCAGCUGUGUA